Messenger RNA from Cetraspora pellucida, 3438 nucleotides. Lineage: Eukaryota; Fungi; Glomeromycota; Glomeromycetes; Diversisporales; Gigasporaceae. The record is from the annotation of a GenBank genome assembly.
AUGUUUGCUGCAAAUGAUUCUGAAACAGAAAUUUAUUAUGCCUCGGAGUCACCACCCGAUCUCGACAGUGAUUUGGAAGAAAACAAUGCGCACGACGAAGAUUUAGAGGCCGCUAACGACACUAUUGAAGAUCUGUCAAACCGUCGUAAUAAUAGUGAUUUCAACACAACAAAUAUGGAUUUAGACGGGGAAUACACUUCUGAAGACGAAGAGCAACGUCCGCAUAUUUCACCAGCAACUGGACAUGCCUUUCAACGCCUUAUUGACCCUUACACUACUCGUCACCACCGUAGAUCAUCGUCACAACGUAUUCGUGGAUUCUCACCACUAAAUUCGCGGUUAUUGCGAAGGACAAACGCCAUUACUCCUUCUUUCCUUACGCAGCACGUAAAACAUAAUAAAGAGCACGGUUUAGAAAGUAUUAAUGGUGCAGGUUCAAAGGAAUUGGGACAAUUUCGGUUACCAGAGUCUAGUUUCUUACGUGCUGGGAUGACCUUUUCAGGAACACAAAAUUUAAUGAAUACACAACAACCUUCACAAAGGGAUGAGGAGUGGGAAGUCAAAGUGACUGUUCAUUAUGUAAAUUACAAAACUGGUACUGCAAUUGGAUUAAUGGAGGCUUUAAAUGUACCAAACAGCUCGAACACUGUUGUCACAUAUUGGGAAGGUGAGAUGAUUGAUUUUGUCAACCAUUCACUUUGGACGGAUAAAUGGAAUUCAACUCCCGAUAUUGAUCUUCAACAUUGGAAAAAGUUUGAUGCUUUUCGUCAAAUGGAUGUUCGAAGUAUAAUCAGGGGGACACCUACCAAAGAGUGGUUUCAAGAAGCGUGUCAAAAAUAUAUAUUUAUGAGAUGGAAAGAGCAUUACUUUGUUAAUGUGACUGCUCAAGAAAGUGGGUUAACUAUUGCAGGGUUUUAUUAUAUCUGUAUCAGGAGAAGUGACGGAACGAUUGAAGGUUAUUAUUUCGAUCCAGUAUCUACACCUUAUCAAAAGUUAACUCUCAAACCUUUAUUGAAAGGCAAUGGUUUGGGUAAGCAAGUCACUUCCCAAUUACAUUGUGAGUGGUCAGCAGAAACAUUGCCACUGCCGUAUUUGUUAUACCGUAGAAACACAAAAUUCCUUUCUUUCAAGAUGGAAGGUAACUUUCGUUUAUCUAUUGAUGAGUCAAUACUUCUGGCUCUUCUGGAGUGUUCAUAUGCUGACUCUAAGCAUGAAGUCCUUGGUUAUCUUGGUGGAACAUGUGACGUAGAUCGAUUGGACAACACUAUUGUUUGUCAUGUUAGUCAAUUCGUUGCAUCUGAAAGAGUUGUCACUUCGUUGCUGACCGAUACUGUACAAGAAGUUGAUCAAGCUCGUGAGGAUGCGAUAAAUACAUUCAAAAAAAUGGGACUUAAGUUUAUAGGCUGGUAUCGAAGUAAUCUUGAUUCAAAUUCCAAUACUAUUCCCACGCAAUAUGAUAUAAUAAAACAACAGUCAAUACAAUCACAGUACCCCGAUAGUGCGGGUAUAAUUGUAUCAAUGUCUACAAUAUCCUGUCCUCCAAUCAAUAUAAGAGGAUUAAUUUCAGAAAGAUCUAUAAAUGCAUUAUGUGUUUUUCGGACUGUAGAAACUAGUGCUAAUAAUAAUGACAGCAUUUCUUUAUCUCAAAAUGUCAAGUCAAAGAGCAGUAGAGUUUUGAAGGGUAAAGAAAAAGAGGAUUCAAAAGCCAACAAAGUUAUAUUUACCGUCAACCGACAAAUGUACAUGUGUUCAAAUGUCAUGCAACAAUUGAAUCACGCUUUGAUGACAGUUCUCCGCGAGAUUAAACAAACCUAUUCUGGUCAGGUUUUAGAUUGUGAUAAUAGGAUCGGGCAGCGAAUAUUUGUCGAUUCUCAACAUGAAUCAUUUCUUAUGAACUUUCUUAAAAAAAGUGUGCUUCAGUUUGACAGAUCUAUAGACCAGGAUUUUAGAUCUCUAGCUGUCGCCAAACAUCAUGUCAAGACACUUAUAAUGAAGCGUAUAAAUGAUGCUUUGACAACCUGUCAGAGCCAUGGUAUUAAUAACGGAAACGAUGUGCACUUGAGGCGGAGAAAACUUGAAAAAUUAAUAGAAAAGUUGGUUACUCAACGCAUGGCAAAAAGGGAAAAAAGUGAUAAAAAGUCAGAAAAUGUUGAUGAGGUAGUUCGAUGGACUAAUCCUAAAUCUUCAGAUAAUAAUCGACAGAAUACUAGUGAAGAUUUCACAUUUAACGAUGUAAAUAUGAAAAUUCCUGCAAUGUCAACGUUUCCAUUGUCAGAACGUUCAUCUCAAAAGCCUAUUAUUUAUAAAAAGGAAUCUGGACCAAUCGAUAUUAUAUCGUCAUCUAAACCGAUUCUGCCUGUGGACACACACUUAGACGACAUUACAGAUGAAAAAAUGACGGCGACAGAUGAACCUAAAGACAGGCUAACGGAUGUCGAUUGUGACACGAAGAUAACCAGAGAUACUUUGGUAGAACCUUGCAAUGACUCAUCAGUAGUUAUUCCAGUAAAACAACCUUUGAAGAAAACUAGCAAUGAUUCUUCUCGUAGCGCACCGAAUCCAAAAAGGAUCAAGCCUAAUUCAACGCCCCCACCCAUAUCUUUUGGAGGAAGCCUUGCACAAGCUGCAUCCUUUCCUGAAUCAAAGCCGUUUACUAGUUCCGGUUCUACCUCAUUGAUGAGUGGAUCUUCUACUUUUAAUUCUAAUCAAAAAAAUACUUCUACUACGCAGUUCUCUUCAUCUUCAACACAAAAAACUGCCAUGUCAUCUCCAACAUUUGCACCAAUGUCAUCAUCCUCAUCAACUCAUAAUAUGUCAAUGUCUACAAAUAAUCCAUUAAGUAUGGCGCAAACUCCAAGCAACAGGCUUCCGUAUCCACAAAUUAAUACAUGCCAGUAUCCUACAAAUUGCUAUCGACAAUUUCACAGUUCUUCUGAAGAUUUAUCUCCAAGUAUUCGUCCACCUGUUCCCUGUAUCGGAAAUAAACCUAUAAAUGGUCCUCAAGGGACUUGUGAAAAUUUACCUGGCAUUCAAGGAUUACUUGCAAUUACCCCACCUCCCCCACCUCCACCUCAGUCUCCUUUAUCAAAUGGAGUGGUGGUUGUAAAUCAAAACACUCCGGGAGUCGUACAUACACCAUUUUCAACUCCAUAUCAAAAUAAUUUUUAUUCCUUCGGUUCUUCGCAACUAUCACAGCAAACAAAUACAGGAACUCAUUCGAUCGUAACACCAAUGCCACAACAUUUACAUCAAAUGAAUUCUCCCGCAUCGCAGUCUUCAACACAAAGACAUUAUAUUCCAAUUGCACCUUCACCAACUACAACAGCGGGAAAUCGACCGCCCUUACCAUCAUCCUCGCCUGCAACUACCAUAUAUACUACCUCAAGUCACCAAUCAUAUCCUACAAAUUAUCAUGAGUGGCAGUUGUAUAAUGAUUAA